Malaclemys terrapin pileata is the source of this 4053-nucleotide messenger RNA. RefSeq names its product zinc finger protein 436-like. Gene Ontology annotation, biological process: regulation of transcription by RNA polymerase II. Gene Ontology annotation, cellular component: nucleus. Lineage: Eukaryota; Metazoa; Chordata; Testudines; Emydidae. The transcript is spliced from 6 exons. Gene Ontology annotation, molecular function: DNA-binding transcription activator activity, RNA polymerase II-specific; RNA polymerase II cis-regulatory region sequence-specific DNA binding. Bases 25 to 2535 code for a protein of 836 amino acids. The record is from RefSeq and is a predicted model, not a curated record.
AAAUCCCGCGGGAACCGCGGGCUGAUGCUGGGUGUGCGGCCCCGCCCCGCCGCUCCCGGGCCCCGGCAGCCAGGCCGCGGCUCCCCCCGGCGGCGCUCGCUCUGCUCCGCUCCGCCCGGCAGCGGGGCCGGGACCUGCCCGUGGCGAGGCGAGGCGAGGCGAGGCGAGGCGGCGCCGGGACUCUGCCCAGCCCGGAGCGGGAGCGGAGCUCGGCCGGGCCGGGCCGGGCCCGCUGGAGAAGCCCCGCCCGGGGGGGCCAUGGCCGAGCGGGCCGCUGCCCAGGCUCCAGAAUGGGACGCAGAAUCAUGGUGGCCAAUGCCUUUGCAGCCACCUGCUGUCCCUGAAGAAACUUCCCUGAGAGAAACCCAGCUGCAAAGAGCAGAGAUUUCUUUGACUGUGGUGGCUGAAGUUCAAGCCGUAGAGAGGAAGGUGGAUUCUCAGGCUGCACAGUUGCUGAAUCUGGAUGGGAGAAUGGGGACGGCUGAGAAGAAACUAGUCGGCUGUGAGAAAACAAUGGUGGAGUUUGGGAACCAGCUGGAGAGUAAAUGGGCCGCGCUGGGAACUCUGAUCCAGGAGUACGGGCUGCUGCAGAGGAGGCUGGAGAACAUGGAGAACCUGCUGAAGAACAGGAACUUCUGGAUCCUGAGACUCCCCCCAGGCACUAAGGGAGAAGUCCCCAAGGGAUGGGAGAGUGCAGCCAAAUGGCAGAAGGAGCUUUGCGAGAACGUGAUGAAGGGGAACUUUGAGACUCUGAUCUCCCUGGACUCUGCGAUUUCCAAACCCAGCAUGCUGUCCCGGAUUGAACGAGGAGAGGAGCCAUGUGUUGAAGAUGAGCCGGAGGAGACAGAAAUCCCCAUGGAGCCCAGCAUGGACUCUCCGGUUCCUACACAUGAGAUUUCAUCCUGGAUUAAACAGGAGGAGGAGCUAUGUAUCAAGGAUCAGCAGGACUCGGAGGAGAGAGAGAUCCCUGCAGAUCUUAGAAUGGCAGAUGUUGAGCUCACAAUCAAAACAGAGGAGCGACAUCCUGAAGAAGGCCCUAGCAACCUAGAGCUCCCUGGGCCGUUGCCAGGACGAGCAGAGGAGAGAGCUUUCCAGGGUGCUGAACAGGAAGCGGCCGUUGAGAGUCCUUGCACUUCAAUCCGCUCUCCAGGUAACAACCUGGGGGAACUUACUCCGCAUGAAAGAGAACUCAAAACUGCUGCUGCCCAUCUCCGGGGCAAUGCAGGACUAGCCCCCUAUGCAUGUGCCCAAUGUGGGAGGAACUUCACUCGAAAGGACAUGCUCCUGUCGCACGAGAGACUCCACACGGGUGAGAGGCCCUACGUGUGUGCUGACUGUGGGAAGAGCUUUAGGCUCAAGAUCAGCUUUAUGAAGCACCAGAGAUGCCACACCAAGGAGCGGCCCUAUCCGUGUAACGAAUGCCAGAAGAGCUUCAAGUGCCACUCGGCGCUCGUGCGGCACCAGAUGAUCCACAGGGGAGAGCGGCCGUAUAAAUGCGACCAGUGCAACAAAAGCUACAGCCGCAAGGAGCACCUCCAGAACCACCAGCGGCUGCACACCGGGGAGCGGCCCUUCCAGUGCGCCACCUGCGGGAAGAGCUUCAGUCAAAAGUUCGUGCUUGUCUCGCAUCAGCGCAUCCACACGGGGGAGUGGCCCUACAAAUGCACGGAGUGCGGGAAAGGCUUCAGUGAGAAAUCCAAGCUGACCAGCCACUACCGGAUCCACACCGGCGAAAAGCCCUACAGCUGCGCCCAGUGCGGGAAGAGCUUCCGCCUCAAGGUGAGCUUCUUAAGGCACCAGACGAGCCACGGCAGCGAGAAGCCCUACCCCUGCACUCAGUGCGGCAAGAACUAUAGCUAUCACUCAGGCCUUCUCCGGCACCAGCUGAUCCACGCGGGGCAACGGCCGCAUCAGUGCAACAAGUGCGGCAAAAGCUAUGCCGAGAAGUACCGCCUGCGGAAUCACCAGCGUGUCCACCUGGACGAAGGACCGCAGCGGUGCGUCCCGUGCGGGAAGAGCGUCUUGGGGAAGCAGGACCUCCUGACCCCCCAGCAGAGCCAUGCCGACGGACGCCACCAGCGCGCCACGUGCGGGCAAAGUGUCUGGCUUGUGGAGAGCGGCUUAAAGCACCAAAGAAACCACGGCAAAGAGAAGCCCUACGAAUGCAGUGACUGCGGGAAGAGCUUCAAGUGCCAGUCGGAACUCACCCGCCACCGGAGGGUCCACACGGGGGAGAGGCCUUACAAAUGCACCAAGUGCGACAAAAGCUACAGCCAGAAGUACCAUCUCCUCCAGCACCUGCGCGUUCACACUGGGGAGCGGCCCCAUCAGUGCAGUGACUGUGGGAAGAGCUUCAUCCGGAAGGAACAUCUCCUGAAACACCAGCGGAUCCACACCGGAGGGAGGCCUCACCAGUGCAGCGAAUGCGGGAGAAGCUUCCAAUAUAAGCAGUUGCUGAAAGACCAUCAGAGGGCGCAUAGAGCGGAGCCAGAUCACCUGGAGGCUUCUCCAAGGACUGAAGCCUGGGUUCCUUAAUGCAGAAAUGGGUUCCAGCCUGCCACUUAUCUUCUAACAUGCAAAGCAAAUCCAGUACAGCAGGUCUGGGAGUUAACACACUCACCGCACCCUGAUCUGGCAAGCACUUACAUGCAUGGUUAACGUUAAGCAUGUGACUUCAAUGGGACCGGUCACAUCCUUAGUUUUUGCAGGUUCGGGUUCCAUGUCUGUAUGUAUCAUACAGCAGCCAAAGCUGCUGAACCUUCUGAGAGCUGGAGGAACAUUCACUGCCAGAGAUCGCUCACCCUUGGCGCUGGGAGGGAGCCAACGGGGAGAGACCUGAGCCCUAUCUGGCAGACUCAGCUAAACUGGAAACUGACUAGAAACUUUUAAUAGCUAGAUUUCCCUCCCCCCCCCCCCCCCGCCCCCCCCGUCUACAGCAUGGGUCUCUCUCAUCUUGCAGCUGCUAUCUUGUGAGAAUUCUCGUCACGGAUUUGUUUUAUACGUACAGUUUGUGUAUGGCCCCCAUGGUUUCAGGUUUGCACAUGUCCAUUCUCUUCUAGCUAGGAUCUGUAUGUGACUUGUGUUUAUCACUGUUCCCUUGUGGGGUUCUGUAAAGACUCUCUAUGGAGAGAAUGGAGGGUAAGUGAGCUAUUGCCCACUUGCAUGUCUUGUAGAGCCAGGACAGGACUACUCGUGCAUAGCCUUUGGGGCUGGAGCCAGCCCUAUUCCAGCCACUAAAAAUAGGUUCUUUGGGGUGAGCAUUGGAUUGGAAGUCACGCAUUCUAAUCCUGGCUCUGCCUGUCUGGCCUUGGGCUGUGCCUCCAUGGGGAUGAUCCGGGGCUCCCUCGUUAUGGUGCUGUCAGCAUCAAGCAAGUGCAGGGGUUUGAACGGGUGAGCUGCUCACUGUUAAAUGCAGUGUUUGCAUUCCUGCUCAUGGCUGAACGUGUCUCUUCUAGAAAGGGGAAUGGAGGAUUUGUGUAGAGUUGUGGUUCUUCAGUGACCAUCCCAAGCAGUGGCCACUUGUAUUUUUUCACUUGUACAAAUUGUAGACAAGCAAACACCAGCGAUGCUGCAACAACAAACUAACUCUCUUUCGAUGCGGUCUGUUGUGAGAGGGCUGUGUCUGGCUGCUGGCCUGUGUCAUUCCAUUCAGAAUGAAGGAGGGCUUGUACGUGACUUUGGAUAAUGUGUGACUUUAUUGCAUUCAUCGGUUAGAAAUUGAACGUGUUCGAUUUACUAGAUGUUUUGUGUAACUGUCAGAAAUAAUGAGCCCAAGAGGUGGCGAUUCCUACGUAUGAACCCAGGCCAUUGAGGCAAAUGCUGGAAGGAAAGCCGGGCUUACAGCCAAAGGGAUCUUGGCAGGAACCACCCUCUUGGUGCUCCCAAACCUACCGAAGUCGUGAAGGGGGGUGGUGCUGAAGAUGGACAGGCAAAUGCAAGCUGUCCUCUUCCCCCAGCCCCAUCUCGAGUGCUUGUUACUUUCUUACAAAGGAGAAGUGUUGAUGCAUUUUGAAUCCAUGUAUGACAGUAAAUAAUAAAGGAGCAGGUGCAAGA